Messenger RNA from Rasamsonia emersonii CBS 393.64, 1839 nucleotides. RefSeq lists its product as uncharacterized. Gene Ontology annotation, biological process: proton transmembrane transport. Bases 1 to 1839 code for a protein of 612 amino acids. Gene Ontology annotation, molecular function: antiporter activity. The transcript has 3 exons. Gene Ontology annotation, cellular component: membrane. The record is from RefSeq and is a predicted model, not a curated record. Lineage: Eukaryota; Fungi; Ascomycota; Eurotiomycetes; Eurotiales; Trichocomaceae.
AUGACUGCUUCUUCUCUACCCUACCAAGAGCCAGACAUCAUCACUGUCCUCAUCCAAGGAGGCUUCCUGCUGGCUCUCAACCUGGUCAAUUCCGCCCUGGACAAGCUGGUCUACUGUGGACUGGUUGGACAGCUGUUCAUUGGUAUUGCCUGGGGCGUGCCGGGGGCGAAUUGGCUAGACCUGAAUGCCCAGUUGGUGAUUCAGAAACUUGGCUACCUAGGAUUGAUACUGCUGGUUUAUGAAGGCGGAUUGUCGACAUCGUUCUCUGUCUUGAAGGCGAACUUUCUGUUCUGCGCCUUGGUGGCUAUCACUGGCAUAGCAGUCCCUAUUGGUCUAUCGUUUGUGUUGUUAAGGCUGGCUGACGCGACUCCUUUGCAGGCCUUUGCUGCCGGAGCAGCUCUCUGCUCUACCAGUCUUGGAACGACGUUCACCAUCCUAUCUACCACCGACCUGGCCAAGACAAGGCUUGGGGUCGUGCUCACCGGAGCAGCAAUGAUGGACGACGUAGUUGGCCUCGUCAUGGUCCAAGUGAUUAUAAAUCUUGGCGGGACAAGUUCAGCAUCGUCAUUCAGUCCCAGAACUGUCAUGAGACCCGUGUUUGUCUCCAUCGGUUUUGCCGCGGGUCUCUUCGCAGUUUGCUGGCUUAUUGUAGGGCCAUUGUUGAGAAAGGGUCUCUCAGCAGCCACACGGUUGCCGCCAGUGUUAAAGUCAUUCAAUGCUGCCUUUUUAGUCCACAGUUGCAUACUGAGCGGGCUGGUAGCUGGCGCAACACAUGCAGGGACUUCCAACCUUUUUGCCGCGUACCUGGCUGGCACGCUGAUAAGUUGGUUCGAUGAGACGUCUGGAAUCGCCUCAGCUAGUCGCCCAUACAGAGCGAAGGUCGCAAGCAACAACCAUGAAGGCUCUGAAAUGACGAAUAUGCAAGGCCCUACCGGCCAGACAGACUUGAUUCCUGGUUCAGCCUGUCAGGAUAUUGAGCGAUCAAGAUUCGCAAAUUUAUCUGAUUCUGAUCGCGACCAGUCAGUGGAAAAGGCUAUAUCGAACGAAGACGCUCCCACUGGUGUUUCUGUCUACGAGCGUUUCUAUAAGGAGCCUGUCAACAGAAUACUCAAACCUUUGUUCUUUGCAUCCAUUGGGUUCUCGAUUCCGAUUACGGAAAUGUUUCGAGGAGACGUCGCAUGGCGUGGUAUCAUAUACACAAUAUUGAUGAUGCUCGGUAAAAUGAUGACCGGCAUCUGGCUGAUUAGGAUCUCCUUCUCAUGUUCAUCGCUUAUUGAUAAGCUGAAAUCCACGCCCAUCAUCAGACUGGCCUUCUGUGCCGCUCAUUGGAAAGAGAAAAGAUCCCAACCCACAGAAGGACCUGGCAGCGGUCUAGAUUCCAGCAGAGGGAAAUUGCAGGACCAACAAGGGCCAUCUAGAACGACGGCGGAGUCGAACAGAUCGCAAGGCUCCCUACAGCGUGCUGCACCAGAGAAUGGCCCUGGCGUCGAGACCGACCGUGCAGUCGCCAGUCUACCUGAGCCUCGCCUACCGGCAAAGCCACGCUCUCUCUAUCCAGCUGCGAUCCUCGGUCUGGCCAUGGUCUGUAGAGGAGAAAUCGGGUUCUUCAUUGCCUCCGUGGCGGACAGCAACGGAGUCUUUGGGCGAUCUGCGCCCGACUAUCAGGAUGGACGAUCUUCUGGAGAAAUAUUUCUCAUUGUUACUUGGGCUAUUACUUUGUGCACCAUGGUCGGCCCCAUCUCCGUUGGAACACUGGUAAAGAGGGUGAAGAAACUUCAGCGCCAGCGCGGCCAGUCCAGUGGCGGUGCCGAUCCUUUGGGAGUAUGGGGCGUGUCGUAA